This is a messenger RNA of Ictalurus furcatus (blue catfish), 2085 nucleotides long. RefSeq names its product atypical chemokine receptor 3b (gene ackr3b). Gene Ontology annotation, cellular component: membrane. Gene Ontology annotation, molecular function: chemokine binding; coreceptor activity; G protein-coupled receptor activity. The record is from RefSeq and is a predicted model, not a curated record. NCBI's taxonomy places the organism in Eukaryota, Metazoa, Chordata, Actinopteri, Siluriformes, Ictaluridae. Gene Ontology annotation, biological process: chemotaxis; G protein-coupled receptor signaling pathway; angiogenesis. The coding region runs from base 215 to 1312 and encodes 365 amino acids. The transcript is spliced from 2 exons.
UUCCUGCUCUCCUCCGCAUAUAUUAACAAGCACCAGUAGCGCAAAGGGAGACCACAUCUCUCUCUCUCUCCCUCUCUCUCUCUCUCUUUCCCCCAAACUCUCUUCUGUGCUCACGCCAGACCUGUGACUGUGCAGGAUUACGACACGACCAGAUCUGCGGAAUCCCGGGGAUCGAUACCAAUAACGAGCAAGAGUUCCGGUGUGGAAAAUCACCAUGAAUGUGAACAUGAACGAACUGACGGACCUGCUGGACAUGUUGAGGGAGCAGAACUUCUCCUUCCUGGAGGAGAACGGCUCCCGAGUGGAGACCAUAGUGUGCCAAACUGCCUUCAGCCAGAACGCCAUGCUCUAUUCGCUCUCCAUCCUCUAUGUGUUCAUCUUCAUCAUCGGCCUGGCCGCUAACACACUGGUGGUAUGGGUGAACAUUCGAUCCAGCCGUGAGCGCCACGAGACCCACUUGUAUAUCCUCAACCUGGCCAUUGCUGACCUGUGUGUAGUGGCGACACUGCCGAUAUCCAUCAGCUCGCUUCUCCAGCAUGGCCACUGGCCAUUCGGUGAUGCCAUGUGUAAGAUCACACAUCUCAUCUUCAGUGUCAACCUCUUCAGCAGCAUCUUCUUUCUCACCUGCAUGAGUGUGGACCGCUAUCUCUCUGUGGCUCGUUGUGGUGAUUCCCCGGGACACAACAAGAGAAGAUGGAUAAGGCAGGUCAUCUGUGUGGGAAUAUGGGUGUUGGCACUGCUCGCUGCCCUGCCUGAUACUUACUUUCUCCAGGCGGUCAAGUCCACACACUCAGAUAUAACUGUAUGCAAAUCCAUGUACCCAGCCGAGAGGUUAUACGAGUGGACUGUAGGUGUCCAACUGAGCUUCAUUGUCCUUGGUUUUGCCAUUCCCUUCCCUGUUAUUGCUGUUUUCUAUGCCCUCCUAGCCAGGGUGAUCAGCUCCUCGGCGGACCAGGAGCGCUGUGCCAGCCGUCACCUCGUCUUCACCUACAUAGUGGUAUUUUUGGUGUGCUGGCUGCCCUACCAUGGCACGCUACUUCUGGACACUCUGGCACUGGUCAACGCACUGCCACUGAGCUGCACACUGGAGAAUACGCUGUACGUGGCACUGCAUGUAACACAGUGCCUCUCUUUGCUACACUGCUGUGUCAACCCGGUCGUGUACAACUUCAUCAACCGCAACUACCGCUACGACCUCAUGAAGGCCUUCAUCUUUAAGUACUCCACCAAAAGUGGCCUGGCCAAGCUAAUCGACGUGACACGUGCCUCUGAGACUGAGUACUCUGCUGUUGAGAGCCAGGGCCCUCUGUGAAGAAAUUUCCUGUGAAGAAACUUCUAACUGACUUUGCUGUAAACUCUGCUGGCCCUCUGUAUUGGGUUGAGAAACACAUAUGGGACAGUUACAAAGAGAAAGCUCUCUUUAACCGCAUCUCCUGAAACAGCAUAUGCAUUUGUAAGGGACUAUAGAAUAUUGUAUUUGUUCAGGAUAUACUAUACAUCUCUAUAUACAAAUAGAAUUGAAUUUUUUUUUUUUUUGUAAAAUCGAUUGAUUUUGAGAGCUGUAAUGACAGAAGCACUUGUACUGAGUUGAAGGGUAAGCCAGUAAGCUUCGGGGUUGACUGGUCAAGCGUAUAAGGUCAUAGGGGUCAGUCGAAAUCUGCUCCCCCAGAGGAGACGCACAGAGAACUCACAAAGCCUCAGGGCCCUGCUUGACCUCCGGGCUGACCCUGUCUCCGUUUAUCUCUACCUUUCGGCCACCUUUAGGCUGACUGUCGUGGCAUCACAAGUGUUUAGCCAAUGGACCAAGACAGAGUUAAUAAGGAGGGACACAAAAGAGCCAAAGCAUGGUGAGCGGAAGGGGACAAGUCCAAAAUCUCAUUAAGAGACACUGUCAAGGAAUGACUGAAUUGCUUGCAUGUGUUAUUGUAUAAAUCCCGCUGUAGAAACCAGAUAUACUUUUUUUUUUAGAUAGAUGUAUGCUUUGUAAAUACUAAGGAAUAUUUAUAUAUUCAUCAGUGUGUAUGUUCAGUGUUUCGACAAGUUAAAAUGUACUAUUGAAAUAAAAAAAAAAGGUAUACCUGAAAA